Molecule: messenger RNA, 692 nt
Organism: Dentiscutata erythropus
Lineage: Eukaryota; Fungi; Glomeromycota; Glomeromycetes; Diversisporales; Gigasporaceae
Source: the annotation of a GenBank genome assembly
AAAAUUUAGGAUUUUUAAAUACUGAAAAAAUUUGGGUUGCUAGCGUCAAAGAACAAUUCGAUUAUUGCUAUCAACAUAAUCUUGCUCACGUGUGGGCAUAUUUGUAUACAGAAUGGUACUGCCCUGAAAUGUGGAAACUCUGGGCACAUGCAGCAAGUCCGAAAAUUAAUAUAUUACGGAGUACUAUGGCUAUCGAAAGCCAUUGGCGGGUUUUAAAGCACGAUUUUUUUUCAAACUUUAAUAAUGCAUGGCUAGACUUGAUUAUUUAUAUUAUUGUUUCUAAAGUUAUUCCUCGUCAAGCUGACCGAUUGCAAUUAUUACAUAAUGGACGGUGUAUGCCAAAGUGGCGUGAAGAAUUCCGGGUUGAAUGGAAAAAACUAUCAAAUAAAAUAAUUAUUAAUAAUCUUAAUCGUAUUACGUUGGAUUUGCUCAUGUCCAAGUUUUCUUCUAAACUGAUAAUGCAACAGGAAUCAUAUCCCCUCCUUGAAAUUAAAGAAGAAAAUGCUUUUUCUGAAUUACCAAAAAAUAUUUAUGUCGCAAUCCAAAGUCUUAACGUCAAUAUUAAGACUCAAGAAUUAAAUGUUAAUAAUGAUGAUCAAGAAGCUUCAAGUCAAGCGCAAGAGCAAGAAUUUGCUGAUAUAAAUGAAAAUGAUAUUAUCGGUCACAAAAAUAUCAUUGAUAUUGAUGAUUAA